UCGUGAGGGAGCUGCAGGGGAGCUGGCACCAAGACUAUUCAAGAGAAGGCUGGGACACGGGGUCAAACAUGGGGGGACUGCACAUGCGCAGUGUAACUUGAGCUGCGAUGCUGGAGGGUGACAGCAGGGGCGCUAGAUAACAAGCGCAGGAUCCGCUCAGGAGAUCAAGGAGUGCGCUUGGUGCGGUCUGCUUGGACUUUUGGACGGUGGCUGCCUGAAGUUGUCGGAAUCGCAUCUCUGUCAUUCUCACUCUCAACGCAGUCCAAUAAUAAGCUGUGAAAAUUACAUGCAUGCACAUAUCCCAGAACCAACAACAUGGAGCCAGAUCAAAUAGCUCUUGUUUUGCUGUGUGAUGUUUCCAGCACAAAGCUCUUCCUCAGACUUUAAGUUCAUUUGUUAUUUGUGUGGUGACUGUUUGUGUGUGAAAACGCAAAAUAAAUCAUUUUUGUCCUGCAAUUGUUCCUGUGUUUUGUGGUGUGUGACAUCAAGACAAUAAUGAAACUGAGAAUAUUUGAAUACUGGAAUAUGUCAAAAUGUGUCAAUAAGCUCUUUUUUCGGUAUCAUUUUAAUUUGUUUUUCUUCCUUAAUAAAGUAGCUAACCUUAACUAAUGCCUCUGGUAAAGAACUAGGGCUGCUGUCAUUGGUUUUGAUAAUCCUGAGAAUCAUCCUUCAGUGUUACACUAGAUAUUAUCACAAUAUAUUUUGCUGUUAAGCCAGAGCACAGACUAUCAGUUUUGCUAUAAUAGUUCAAUUAUAUUGCAAAAACAAACAUUAUCAAAUCAUUCAUAAAUUCCCAAAUGUAACAAAAAAUACAAAUUGACCAUGAAACAAACAUCCCCCUUAUUCCGCGGUCUCACGCCAUCUACUGAGCCUUUGAGGAAGUGCAGACCAGAUUUUACUGCGCAUGUGCAAUCCCCCCAUGUUUGACCCCGUGUCCCAGCCUUCUCUUGAAUAGUCUUGGCUGGCACCAAGCGGGAGCAGCAACACCACAGGGCUAGCCAAAGUAGCCUAGCUUCUUAGCCUCGUAGCUUCUUAGCCUCGUAGCUUGUUAGCCUCGUAGCUUCUUAGCCUCGUAGCUUGUUAGCCUUAGCUAACUUAGCAGCGCCGAGCGAGGUGUGCGUGUUUAAACAACCAGGCUUCCUUCGGCCCGACUCUUUGCCCAUUUUUGAUUGUCCGGGAGUUGGGCGGAGUCAGGCACUGCCAAGAUGGCGACGUCCAGAGCGGAGUAGUUUGAGCUUCAAAUCCACUCUUCAGAAACGGAUGGGUGACGUCACGGUGACUACGUCCAUUAUUUUAUACAGUCUAUGGUCCACACAUUUCCUUGUUCCCUCCCCUUCAGAUCUACAGUGUGUAACCGACACUGUGGUGACGUGAGAGAGCUGACAGACUCCAUUCACUGCAUGUUGGUUAGAUCAGAGCUCAAACUAGUUGUUGACACUGAGAGGUGAAAUGGCGCAGAAAGGAGUUGAGCUGGACCAAGAAAGCUUCUCUUGUUCCAUCUGUCUGGAUCUACUGAAGGAUCCGGGGACUCUUCACUGUGGACACAGCUACUGCAUCAACUGUAUUCAAAGCUUCUGGGAUGGAGAGGAUGAGAAGAGAAUCUACAGCUGCCCUCAGUGUAGGCAGGGCUUCACACCGAGGCCUGUCCUGAUGAAAAACAUCAUGUUAGCAGAUUUGGUGGAGAAACUGAAGAAGACUGGACUCCAAGCUGCUCCUGCUGAUCACUGCUAUGCUGGAGCUGAAGAUGUGGACCAACAUAAAGGCCACGACACAAUGUCAGCUGCAGCAGAAAGGACUGAGAGGCAGAGAGAGCUGGAGGGGAGUCGACAAAACAUCCAGCAGAGAAUCCAGGACACAGAGAAAGAUGUGAAGCUGCUCCAACAGGAGGUGGAGGCUAUCAGUCGCUCUGCUGAUAAAGCAGUGGAGCACAGUGAGAAGAUCUUCUGUUCCAUCUGUCUGGAUCUACUGAAGGAUCCGGGGACUCUUCACUGUGGACACAGCUACUGCAUCAACUGUAUUCAAAGCUUCUGGGAUGGAGAGGAUGAGAAGAGAAUCUACAGCUGCCCUCAGUGUAGGCAGGGCUUCACACCGAGGCCUGUCCUGAUGAAAAACACCAUGUUAGCAGUUUUAGUGGAGAAAGUGAAGAAGACUGGACUCCAAGCUGCUCCUGCUGAUCACUGCUAUGCUGGAGCUGAAGAUGUGGACCAACAUAAAGGCCACGACACAGUGUCAGCUGCAGCAGAAAGGACAGGAGUCAGAGAUAAACUACAGGACGCUCUGAGGGACACAUGGACAAACGUCUCACUGACAGUGACUGAAGUGGAUGUUUUACUGCCACAACCAGAGCCCAAGACCAGAGCUGAGUUCUUCAGAUAUUCACGUCACAUCACACUGGAUCCAAACACAGUCAGCACAUGGCUGUUAUUAUCUGAGGGGAACAGGAAAGUAACCGUAACUGAAGAAGAACAGUCUUAUUCUGAUCACCCAGACAGAUUCAUUCCAGUUUGUCAGGUCCUGAGUAGAGAGAGUCUGUCUGGACGUUGUUACUGGGAGGUGGAGUGGAGGAGGACAGGAGCUUGUUUAGCAGUCACAUACAAGAAUAUCAGCAGAGCAGGGGUCUUGGAUGAAUGUAGAUUUGGACACAAUGACAAAUCUUGGGCGUUAUAUUGUGACCCGAUCAGUUAUAUAUUUCAGCACAACAAAGUCCAAACUCCCGUCUCAGGUCCUCAGUCCUCCAGAGUAGGAGUGCACCUGGAUCACAGUGCAGGUAUUCUGUCCUUCUACAGCGUCUCUGAAACCAUGACUCUCCUCCACAGAGUCCAGACCACAUUCACUCAGCCUCUCUAUGCUGGACUUUGGCCUUAUGCUUAUGGAGACACAGCUGAGUUGUGUGAAGUAAAAUUGACGGAAGUCAUUUAAGGGUUAAAGUCUGCGUUUUAACUCUUGAACUUAAAUAAUAGCCAGAGUUUGAACAGGAAGUGAGUGCCGUACUCAGUACAUUUACAUGACAUAAGAGAAAAUGGAUUUAUUGUGUCAGUCCGACUGAAACUGUGCUAAAUCUAAUUUCUCAAAGUCAGACUAAAACACCCAUAUCUCCACCUAUCGUAGAGGAGUCGGACAUACUUGGGUCAAUAAAUCAAGUCCCCUCUGGUGCUGGUAUACUAGGACAAGGACACUAGUCCAAAUAAUGGCCUAGCCGAGCUGUAACUGUCGCUGGACUUUACUGUGCAUGUGAACAUACUGACUGUUUCCUGCAAGCUGAAAACAGAGGCUGAAACAACUGAGCUGAAACGUUAAAACGAAGCAGCACUGAUCAAAUAUAAACCAAGAGUCUCUGUCAAACAGACCUCACUGACGGUCCAGUGUUAUGUAUACUGGGCAUCCUACCAAUGGAGACUAACCUGUCCUCAAAAGUAUGUGCCUGGGUGAAACUAGCCCUCGUCACAGAGAACAGGACAGUGCUGAGACACUGGAAGUCUGUUAAUGUGCCAAAGGAUAUCUCUGGGUCCAGUCCUCGCUCUGUGUGCAUUAAUGUGUUGAUGCUAAGUGGAAGAACACAGCACACAAUAUGAUGUGGUAUAAAUGUUACAUGACAGCCUGUGUUACUCAGUGCCAAGAAGAAUGUGCACGUCCUUUUCUUUUUCCUUGUUAUUUUUUCUUUUAAGUUUGAAUGCCGUUUGUACACGUGUAAUGUUCUGACUGUCCUGAUGCUGACAAAGCAAUAAAGAGUUCAAUCAUAAA
This is a messenger RNA of Epinephelus moara (kelp grouper), 3741 nucleotides long. Its product is annotated as tripartite motif-containing protein 16-like. The record is from RefSeq and is a predicted model, not a curated record. The coding region runs from base 1450 to 2919 and encodes 489 amino acids. NCBI's taxonomy places the organism in Eukaryota, Metazoa, Chordata, Actinopteri, Perciformes, Serranidae. The transcript is spliced from 3 exons. Gene Ontology annotation, molecular function: protein binding.